AAUAAUAAUAUAAAUAUUAAUGUAUAUAAUAAUAAUAAUAAUAAUAAUAAUAAUAAUAAUAAUAAUAAUAAUAAUAAUAUAAACAAUAAUAAUAUUAAUAAUAAUGAAAAUAAUUUUAAAAAAUCAAUUUUAGAAAAAUUCGAACAAAGAUCACCAUGUAUUAUAGGUGUAAUUGGUGAUUCCUCAAAGGGAAAAUCAUUAUUUUUAAAUAAAAUGGCUGAAAAAGCAGUGUUUCAUGAUAUUAAAAUAAAUUUUAAUAAACAUACUCCAGAUGAAACAGUAAAGUUAGAAAUUUAUAAUGAUGUUGAAAAAGAUAAUGUAUAUAUAAAUUUAAAUUCUUUUCAAGAUACCCAAUUAUUUACCGAUCUAUGGAAUUCAAUUGAAAAUAUGACACCGUUAGAAAUUGAAAAGUGGUUAGAGGAUGGUGAUUUUAUUUAUUUAAAAUCAUUAUUAUUUAUGUUUCAUAUCUGUAAUAUAAUAUUUUUGGUGUUUGAAAAUUUAACAAUUAAACUAGAAUAUUUUAAAAUUUUCAAAAUUUUAAAACAUGUUAAACAAGCUAUAGCACCUUCAAUUAACAAUCUAUUAAUUAAUAAAUUAAAUUUACCCCAACCAUUUACUUUUAUCACACCAGGCAAAUCAAUACCAAUACUUCAAAUAUUUUUAUUAAAAGAUUUAAAUGAAAACUAUCAAAGAGAUAGCCACUUAAAGUUAGAAGAGUCACUAAAGAAACAGGUUUUAUUAAUAUUAAAAAAUUUUAAUUUGUUUACAAGUGUAACAAAUUAUUUAAAUAAAAAAGAUUUUCCAGCACAACCACCACAAUCACAACAACAACAACAACAACAACAACCUAUACCAUUGUUUUUAAUUGAAUUAAAUAGACCAUUGGUUAGAUUAUUAAGACUCUACCAGAUUUCAAGUAAUACAAUCCAAACACUUUUUAAUCAGGAUUUAAAUACAUUGGCAUUUCCUAAGCAAUAUAGGUACUAUUCACAGUUGGUGUCAACAUAUGAAUCAAAUUAUUUUAAUAUUCCAUUAGCAUGUAUUAAUAGUUUUAGAAAUGUUUUAUUAAAUUCAAAAUUAAAAUUAAUGGAAUAUUCUCAAUGGGAGUUUAUAGUUUCACAUCUUUCAAGUUUAUUUGAUUCUUUAUCAACUAAUAGUAAUAACAAUAAUAGCAACAACAACCACAACAAUAACAGCAAUAAUAAAAUAUCACCAGGCUCUUCAUCAUCACCAAAACAAGAUUUAAAUAUUUUAAAAAAAUUUAUUGAAACUGAUUUAAUAUUUUCUAAAAAAUUAUGUAUAAAAAAUAAUAAGAUAUCUUUAGAUCAAUAUCAAGAAAAUUUACCAGUUUCAUAUGGAUUGAAAAUACACCAAAGCAGAUUAGCAAAAGCAAUUAAAAUUAUUUGUUUCAAUGCAUCUGGACCAUCUUUAGAGUUUAGUGUAGAUUUUUUGAAAAUGGAGUGUGAUCAAAUUUGGAAAAGAGGAAAAAGAUUAUGUGAAGAAGAGAGUUUAUCUGGAAAAAUUUGUAAUUUAAAAACUCAUAAUGUUCCACCAUUAAUAAAUAGUUGUAUGCCGCCACCUAAACCAAUAGUAUUAUCACCCAUUCCAAAUCAGCUUAAAUUAUUAUCAAAAGAAAUGAAUAUUUCACCAAACUUACCAUCAUCAUCAUCAACUGGUAUUGGCUCGCCUCUAUCGAUUUCAUCUUCAGUUAUUGAAACUAGACUACAUUCAUCUGGCUAUAGAACUAGGGCAACAUGUAAUUGUGGUAGAACAACUUCAUUGCGUGAGGAUAUAUUUGAAAUAGAAUAUGGAAAUUUAUUAUUUUAUCAACAACAGUGUUGUAAGCAAGUUAAAACGUUAUCAGUACCAAAUACCUUAGUUUCUUUUAUACCAUGUAAAUCAUACGAUUUACAAGAAUAUACAACACCUUAUCCAUGGAUCAGUAUUUUAGAUUAUGGUCAACAAAAUAGAACCUCCUUUGCGUUGCCAUACACCAACGAUAAUUCAUUUUAUGUUGGUAAUAGUGAACCAAUUCUUCAAGAAUGGGGCUUAAGAAAAAUUUUAACAAUUUUAAAUAGACCACAAAAUAAUUUAUUAAACAAUAAUAAUAUAAAUAAUAAUAAUAAUAAUAAUAAUAAUAAUAAUAAUAAUAAUAAUAAUAAUAAUAAUAAUAAUAAUAAUAAUAAUAAUAAUAAUAAUAAUAACAAAAGUAAUAAUACAUCAACAGGCAGUGGUAAUAGUUUAAACAAUUUAAAUAAUCAAGAUUUAUAUGGUAAGUUAUCAUUUGAAUAUCAAUGCCCAACAGGUCACAGGUUUAUUGAGAAAAAGAAAAGUAGAAAAUUCUUUAUUGAAAUGGUUAAGGAUAAUCACCUUUUACAAUUCUUCUUCCAAAAACCAAUUAUGGAGGAAUGUAAACAUUCAGAUUGUCAAUACUAUUCUCAACUAGCAAAGGUAUAUAUCAACUCACCAAUCAACGAUCUAUCUAUAAACAUUUGUGUCGAAAUAUCUCAACACGAAAAGCAACUAUCAGAUAAAUGGAAUUUUACAAUCGAUAAAUAUAUACCUUUAGAAAAAGAUCAUUUAUAUACAAUCAGAUUACCAUUUGUAUUUGAAUAUAAUUCAAUGCCUGUUAUAUUAAAAUCACCCCAAACAAGUAGUUUCUUUUUAAAUAUUAAAAUUGGUUUAUAAAAAAUUGAAUAAAAUAAAUAUGGUUAAACUAAAGAUAUUUCCUUUUUUUUUUUUUUAAUUUUGAUCAUUAUAAAAUUUUUAAUGAACAACACAAAAUCAAAUCAAUUAAUCAUUCAAAUUCGAAGCCCACACUCAAACAUUUAAUAUUUCUAAAAAUAAAUAUUUAAAUUUAAUUUUUUUAAGAGGAAAUUUAAAAUUGUUUUGGAGAUUCAUUGCUUUUAUCAUAAAAAACAAUAUGAUUAUAAUAAUAGACAUGUUUUGUUGCAUAAAAAAAAAAAUAAAAAAAAAUAAAAAAAUAAAAAAAUAAAAAAAAAUAAAAAUUUUAUU
Dictyostelium purpureum is the source of this 3015-nucleotide messenger RNA. RefSeq lists its product as uncharacterized. Gene Ontology annotation, biological process: nuclear-transcribed mRNA catabolic process, nonsense-mediated decay. Lineage: Eukaryota; Evosea; Eumycetozoa; Dictyosteliales; Dictyosteliaceae. The transcript has 5 exons. Bases 214 to 2688 code for a protein of 824 amino acids. The record is from RefSeq and is a predicted model, not a curated record.